AUGUUCACUGCAUGCGGUCAGAAAGACUUUCACCGAACACGAGCGAAGUAUCGAGAAGAGUUCCCACACGAAACCUCUCUUGAGGUUUUUACCAUUGGUGAUGACGACGAUUACCGCAUGGGCCACGUGAAACACGGGGCACCUCCAGUGUUUGAACCGCUCGAGAUGGACUCUACGCAUACUUUCCCACAUGAAGAAGAAAAGUAUCCGGAAGGAUACGAUUACGAAAGCACAGAUCAUUGUUCGCUGUUUUCUUGGAGAAACCCAUGGCUACCGUCAAUCGUUGUAUCAAUCUCUUGUACCGCCCCCGUUUUGAUUGGGUUAAUCCGUUUAUUCUACGAUCUUAUUGGCAGAAUAUGGGUAGUCACCCCUUUUGCUUUGCAUCUGCUUGGAGCGCUAGCCUUUGCUUUGUAUUCCAUUCCCGAUGAGCUCAAACUGCUUGACGCCGCACCAAACCAGCUUCUUUCCGGUUUUCAUUUUGUUGUUGAUGCCACUCUUUUUGGUCAGAAUAUGUGCAGUGUAUUCUUUCGGUUCCUUGAGAUCAAGAUGUCCCAUGCUCCUUCUUCCAUUCCAACGUACGCUACUGAGCUCUACACAGCAAAUGCGAGUUCGGCACUUUCUUCGAACGUUUCUUGGCGCCGUGUGUGCAAGUGCUAUGGUAUUGACCGCGUGGUGUGCUCUUUCAGUGGCAAUUCACUUUCUACUGGCUGGAGAGUCAAUCUAAAAGGAAACGUACUGCCGCGACUGAAAGGUAAUCUUGCCAUAAACCCAGCGUUUUUGAACGAGCUAGAUGGUUUUUCGACGAUGGCGCCGAUACUAUUUUAUAUCGAAGGAUUGAAAGAAGCCCAUGAAGCUGGAGUAGGAGAAUUGCUGGGAGCAGACGGCAUUGAAAAUUCAAUCAGCGCCCAAUCUAUAACGUUGCUAUUGAACGUCGACACGCUCGAUCUGGUUCACCAUAGUACAGAAGUCGACUACCUCGAUGCAGAAAGACCUCUCAUCCUUGUCUUUCCCUCGGAGCCCUUGCGCCACGGCUCUCACUAUGCAUUGGCCGUUUGGAAUGCUACCGGAGCAAAUGGUGUUCCGCUGCCUCCAAAAGCAGGCUUGACUGCUGUAUUGAAUGAUUCGAGCAACAUGCGGUAUGAGCACUUCCACGACGUUCUAAUCAAAGCGUUCGAAAAAUCUGUACCCUGGUUUUCUUUUGGUUCCAACCCCUCCGCUUUACAACUGAUGUUUGACUUUCAAACCAUCAGCGAAGGCAGUCAGUUGGGAGCAGUAAGAUCAGUUCGCGAUGGGACACUCCGGCAGAUCCGGUCUUUAAACUGGGGCAGCUGGACGAACCACGUAAGAACGAAUCGAAUUCUGGAUUACGAUUGCACAGUUCAAGAUACUCACUUGGCACGAACAAUACAUGCCGAACUUGAUGUCCCGUGGUAUUUGUCGACGUAUGGCUCUGGGCAGAGAGGUGCUGUUCUUGAUCCUCAUGCCAUUCUAAGCGGAAUCCCUGUUGUUACCCGCCCUACGAAAUUUGUCGUCCAUAUACCUUGCUCCAUUCGAUCGGCAAUCCUCUUCGGAAACGAAACAAGCAACAUACGUGCUGUAAUGGAGUUUGGUCACGGCAUUUUUUACAGUCGGGCAGAAGCGGCCAAUGACUUCCUUCAGCAGAUGGCCCAUGAGAAUCGAUACAUUAUAACAGCGAUGGACUGGCGCGGUAUGUCAGCCUUCGAUCUUUUUACAAUGGCGAAAACCUUACUUUCUACUCCUGAGCUUUUUCAAUCCAUUCGGGAUAACCUCAUUCAAGGUUACGCGGCAAAAUAUGCUCUACAAGAGUUUAGCAGAGCGUGUUUGUGGUCAAUGGAAUGGUUUUCCUUUGGUCGGGAAGUAGUAAAGGAAGAUAUUAUGGCUCUAACGGAAACAACCGCGUACGUUUUCUACGGAAUAUCACAGGGAGGAAUUCUCGGUGCCGGCUAUUCUACACUGUCGGGUCCGACCGGACUGAUCGAUCGUGGAAUAUUAAGCGUUCCGGGAACUCCUUUUGCACUUAUUCUGUCUCGAUCUCUUGACUUCCAGGGGUAUGAUGCACUACUGUUGCUGAAUUUUUACAACAACCGCCAUGUCCGAAUAUAUCUGUCUCUAGUACAAAUGGCUUGGGAUUCUGUUGAAGGAAGUGGGGCACUAGCUCCACCGAUACGUGAGUCUUUUCCACGUAUUUUGCUUCAAGCAGGACUUGGAGAUGCCGUUGUUUCUACCGUCGCAGCCGAAUCGCUGGCGCGAGCCUUUGGAGCAUCGACACUACCAGGGAAUCCUCGAAGAGUGUUCGGCGUUCCAGUUAAUCUUCCAUCCAAUGCAACCUGGGCUGGUCCCAACGUCACACUAACUGAACUACUCUACGAAAAGGAUUUGAUGAGUCUUCCUGCCGACGACGUCUUUCCUCGUGGUAACUCGGUGCAUUUUUGUGUCAGAAAAGACGCCGCUCUGAUCAAUCAACUUUGUGAAUUCAUAAACACAGGUCGUGUUGUCGACCCAUGCGCGGACGAUGGUUGUCGUCGCCCCCGAGCGAUGUGUUAGUAAUGAUCUAAAAUGAAGAUCAUCGCACUUGCAGCAAAGAAAGCAGGAAAGACGCCGCUCUGAUCAAUCAGCUUUUUGAAUUCAUAAAAAAGGUCGUGUUUUC
This is a messenger RNA of Phaeodactylum tricornutum CCAP 1055/1, 2668 nucleotides long. RefSeq lists its product with no specific name. The transcript has 4 exons. The record is from RefSeq and is a predicted model, not a curated record. Bases 1 to 2565 code for a protein of 854 amino acids. Lineage: Eukaryota; Bacillariophyta; Bacillariophyceae; Surirellales; Neidiaceae.